This is a messenger RNA of Teleopsis dalmanni, 606 nucleotides long. RefSeq names its product troponin I-like. Lineage: Eukaryota; Metazoa; Arthropoda; Insecta; Diptera; Diopsidae. Gene Ontology annotation, cellular component: troponin complex. The record is from RefSeq and is a predicted model, not a curated record. Gene Ontology annotation, biological process: muscle contraction.
CGAAAAGUGAUCUUUUGAGGCAAUUGGCAAGAAUAUAGUCUGCCGUAGAUCGUCGGACCGUUCAGUCUGUUUGUUCCGAGCAUUGCUUUUCGAGUAGUGUGGUCGUUCGCACACCUUUUUUAAAUUCCUUAAAGUAACUAAAAAAACACAAAUUCAACAUGGCUGAUGACGAGAAAAAAGCAGCAGCUCCAGCUGCGGCACCGGCAAAAGCACCGGCAGUAGCACAAGCACCGGCAGCAGCACCAGUACCGGCAGCAGCACCAGCGGCGGCAGCACCUGCAACCCCAAAUGGUAAACCAGCUGCAAACGGUAAGCUUGCAGCAAAUGGCAAGGCAGCUACACCUGCUGAAGAGGCAAAGAAGGCUAAACAAGCUGAAAUUGAACGCAAGCGUGCUGAAGUACGCAAGCGUAUGGAAGAAGCUUCGAAAGCCAAAAAAGCCAAGAAAGGUUUCAUGACACCAGAAAGGAAGAAGAAACUUAGGUUGUUGCUUCGCAAAAAAGCCGCUGAAGAAUUGAAGAAAGAACAAGAACGCAAAGCCGCUGAACGUAGACGUAUCAUAGAAGAACGUUGCGGUAGUCCCAGGAAUCUCAGUGACGCUAGCGAAG